AUGCCUGAUUUCGGUUUCGCUUUCGUCUCCACAGAUAGCUUUGGUAAGCCAAAGAAAGACCACAGACAGCUGAUCCGCAGCCACUGCGUCAAAGGGAAGAAUCGACGGGCAGGCUCAUAUCGGUCGGCCCAGUACGCUCGUCAAGAUGCGGAGGCGUCGGCUUCUAAGCUGGCGAAGACUCUAGACGUCAACCCAACAUCUCCAUCACUGUCUGCCUUGACGCAGGGGCCCAAGGGAACUGCAGGCGCUGUUCCAGACCCGUAUUCCAGGAAGUCUCUGCUUGCCCCAGAUGAGGCCGUCAGCCUUUUGCCUCCGCUUGCCGCCUCGAGCUUGGCCUUCUUUCGCUUUGCGGAGGAUAUCGAUCACGAGUCCCUCAGGCUCUUAUCAGAAUGCGUCCCAUUCAACAUCUACCCCAUCGAGGCCUGCUUGGACUUCAACUCAACUGGCCUCAACCGCGGGUUCGCAUGGAUGGCCGAAGACGCUGCGUACCUGCACUCAUCGCUACUGACCCUCUCCGCUCUGCGUGAUUACACACGCCGACAGCAGCCCGGUAGCCUCACUAUCUUCCAUCUGCGGAAGACACUGUCACUUCUGAACCGAAAGCUGGCCACCAAGGAUGCGCACUUGCUGGACUCGGUCAUUUCUAUUGUCAUGACGCUGAAUAUGAUGGCUGGCAUCUUCGAUGAUUCCACUGCUGCGCAAACGCACAUGAUGGGUCUGGAGCAGGUAGUACGGUUACGUGGUGGCAUGAAGAAGCUGAACCCAAAGAUACGGUUCAAGAUUGCCUGCCUGGACGUGGCCCAGUCAGCCAGCAGCGAAGGCAAGCCGCGCUUCAACGACGACACCCAGAAAGCUUUACAGCCACUCUUUCGAGGUAUAUACCCUGCGCCGAUCUGCUACAACACCAGAAUGCUAUCUGUCGAAGGCCUGGUCGACCAUAGGAUGAGCGUGAUGUUCACGGACUUACAGCAUCUGGUGACGAUGAUCAACCAACACUCUGACCGCAACACACGUGUAAACGGCGAGAUGUUCCAGUCAGCAAUGGACUACAUACAGUCUCGUCUGCUGCAAAUGGACUCGACGCAUUCAGCUGAUGAUGGUCUUCGACCACUGAGCGAGUGCCUUCGUCUGGGUAUGCUGGCAUUCAUGAUCACCAUGACAUUUCAGCUUCCAGGGAGGAGAUAUCCGUAUCCGCAGUUGGCGGAUAAACUUCGCAGUGCUUAUAGAGCUGCAGGCGCUAUAUCAACAGGUGAUGGAAGGAAUGUGUUAGCCUGGGUUCUGCUGAUUGGCGCUUUAUCGGUAUUCGACGCGGAUGAGGAAUGGCUAUGCUGUCAAUGGAGAUCAGGAGGACCUUCUCAGCCUCUAUCUUGGGAUCACAUGCGGGAGCAGCUCGUGGAAGUCAUGUGGAUCGGUCGCAUCCACGAUGAGCCGGGCAGGAAGGCUUUUGAAACGCUGGAUGCGAUGAGUCUUCUCUACUCAGGCUCCAAUUACCGGGCUGAGUGUUUAUGA
Anthostomella pinea is the source of this 1509-nucleotide messenger RNA. NCBI's taxonomy places the organism in Eukaryota, Fungi, Ascomycota, Sordariomycetes, Xylariales, Xylariaceae. The record is from the annotation of a GenBank genome assembly.